UGUAUUGAGAACGGAUCGAGAGGGGGUGAAAAGAAAAGGUCCUCCGAAAGCUUUCCCUUCUUUAUUCUGGAUCGCAAGAAACUCGAUUUGAAAUACAUCGAUCGAUCUCUCGAAAACUCGUUUCUAAAAGUGAACGAUUUUAUCGAUCGAUUCAACGAAAAGAUUAUAAUCUUUGAUUUUCGAUUCUCGUAUAUAAUAGAACAGUUACAGUUGAAUUUGCGUUUUAUAUAUAUAUAUUUUUUUUUAAUUUUUUCUUACCUUUCUCUCUUGGUGGCAUUUAAAGAAUAAAAAAAAAAGUAACAAAAAUUCGUUUGAAAAAGGAUGAAUUUUUUGAUGGAAGUAUCGACGAACCUUCGUGAUUAGGGGUGAUCGUUUAAUGUCGAGACUCGACGAAGACGAGAACGACGAGGUCGGAUGACGAGGACAACGCUGGUGAUCCGAUCGAAGUGAUUUUAUCAGGAUGCAAACAGGCUUGGCGGAUGUACUGAGAAGUCUAAAAUAAAUCAUAUUUUAUUAAAAUCAAAAGAUGACGAAGAAGAGGACGAACCACGAUAUCACGAUUCGUGGAUUCUCUCAUUGUCCUACGUUAAAUGUCUCCAAGAAACCGAUGAGAACUGCAGUGGACAAUAACUUACGAGGACUUGAAAGACGAACGAAGAUUCUUACUUUGGAAGAUACGAAGAAGAAAUUAUCGUGAGAUCGCAAGGAAUGAAAUGGUUCAAAAGAAAGUAUGUCAAAGUAUUGCGUCAAGAUAAGUCUGAUUCGUGCCUUUAGUGUUUAGUCACUGUGAUGGUAUAAUCGAAAUUUAUCGAAAGAAAAUUUACCGUACAUUUGGAAGACUGAAUAAAUGUAAACGAAAAGCGAUGAGAGGAUUAGCUGUGUUGGCCGCGGUGCAGAUGGCCCAAAAUCACUCGAACAACAUAGUUAACGGUGGCGACGAAAGCAAAACGUCGAUCGAAUCGGAUCGUUCGAAUAUUUUGGGAUACAAUAUUUCAUCGAACAGUGGUAGUACAGAGAAGAACGGUCACUUCGAAACUGACUUGCACGGUCACGUAAACAUUUUACUCGGAGGAGCUAUGCUUAGCGGAGUGAUCAUGGUACUGAUAGUAAUAUGUUAUUGCUGUCAUAAAAAUAUGAAAAAGUAUCGACCUCAGGAAUAUUCUCAUUAUUGGAGACCCGAGCCCGAUGUCCAUAGUCUCGAAGUAUUCACUAUGGAUUCUCAUAUCACGUGCCCGGAGCGAGUAACAAUGACGAACCCGGAAGAUGGAACCCAAGCUGCUCUUCCUUGUCCGUUGACACCAGGCCCACCUCCUGCUUACGAGAGUCUCAUUUUCGAUCCGCAAAGUCUGCCAUUCUCCAGCGAGAAAAAGGAUACCACGGAAGUUCCAACGAACGAGUCGACGAUGAACGAAGACAGUUCUACUAUAAAUUCGGAAACAAGUCAACCGAAGAAGGAAGAAAAUCCGAAAGAUGACAAAGAUCUACCUUCCUACGAGGCUGCUUUGAAAUUGGAAGCUGAUGGAUACGUCUAAAGACAUUUAUUUCUGGUUGAGAGUGACACGGUGAAAGUGCCUGCCUCCAUCAUCUUUUCUUCGAUCGUAAAAGUCGACAAGAGUUUUCUCGCUCGUUUAAAGAAGGAAAAAAGAAAAAAAAAGGAUAACGUCGAGGUGGAUCCACAAAUCGAAAUGCUCUUUUAGAUCAUAAGGAUUCUAUUCUAUUAACUAUUGUUCUUUGAGAACAAUCAAAAGCUCGAUAUCCAAUCGCUGAAAAUAAAUCAAGAAAAAAAGACAGUAAAUUAGCUUCGAAUCUUGAUUACUCUAAUAACAUGUAAACGAUGUUUCGUAAGCAAAAAAUUAAGACUAUAAAAAAUUAAACUACUUACAUAUAAUCGUAUAUCUAUAUCUAUCUAUAAAAUAUUUAAUGUGGUGAAAGUGUCAACGAAUCAAUGAGAGAGUACAGAUGAUUAAUAUCAAAUAAACAAAUAAUCGUAAGAAUUAAAAGCUAUCAAAAAAGAUCUCAAAAACGUUAUAAAUCAAUAAAAGUAUAUAUGUAAGCAUUAUAAGUAGAUACAUUAUUAAGAAAAGAUUCUUAUAUAUAUAUAUAUAUAUAUAUAUAUAUAUAUAUAUGUGUGUGUGUGUGUAUCUUUGGAUUUUACGAAACAUAAAUCAUAGAAGAAAAAACCACAAUUAGGCAUAUGAAUCAUGCUCAGUUAUAAACGAUAAAACAUGAAUAGUAUUACACGUUAUCGGAUAUAUUGCAAUAAAUUUACAAAAGCGUGUAUUGUAUACUUUACUUAAGAUUAAAUUCCUGCCAACGAUAAAAUCCUAUACACACUCUAAUAAACAAAAUAUUCGUUAUCAAAACACUCUGACUAAAACAAAAAAGAAAAGAAAAAAGGGGAAAGAGAGAAAAGAGAGAAAGAGAGAGAAAGAUUCAUCACGUAUAUACAUAUGCGAAUAAAAACCAUAUUAUCUCUCGAAAAAAUUACUACUACGCAUAUUUCUCUACUGAUACUACACACACACGCACGCACGCACACAGGACAUUUCGAUCUAAAUUUUACCUUAAUAUUAAAUCAAAUAAAUAAUGCUGGAUAAAAGUUAAACGAAGGAGGAAGCAAAACAAAAAAUUAUUAUUCAUUCAUGCUUCAGGUAGGACCAAUCACAUUGAAAUGUAUAAUAUCAUCUUAUUAUAAGAAUAAUUUAAAUUCUAUAUCAAAUAUAAACUUAAAUCUUCGAACUUACGGUAUUCCAUCAUGAAACAAAUAAGUUUCAUAUCAUGAUGUUUGUAUCGGAUGCCCCACAAAAGUUAUCGCAUUUUCACGCUCAUCCCUGAAAUAAUGUUUAUAAAAAUCUUACUUUUUUCUUACCGAAGAGUGUACUCGUAAAAUCGACAAAUAAAUUAUAGUAACAUUUUAAUCGAAUAAAUAUCCAUGAGUUAUA
Molecule: messenger RNA, 2942 nt
Organism: Vespula vulgaris
Lineage: Eukaryota; Metazoa; Arthropoda; Insecta; Hymenoptera; Vespidae
Gene: s-cup
Exons: 4
Coding region: 864-1532 (222 amino acids)
Source: RefSeq, a predicted model, not a curated record